Messenger RNA from Selaginella moellendorffii, 423 nucleotides. RefSeq lists its product as uncharacterized. Bases 1 to 423 code for a protein of 140 amino acids. The transcript has a single exon. The record is from RefSeq and is a predicted model, not a curated record. Lineage: Eukaryota; Viridiplantae; Streptophyta; Lycopodiopsida; Selaginellales; Selaginellaceae. Gene Ontology annotation, molecular function: DNA binding.
AUGGGAAGAACGAAGGCCAGGUCCAAGAAAUCCAUUGAGGACGAUGCCACCAACAAUUUGGGGAUGGAUAACAGGGCAGCAGAAGCUCCAAGGAAGAGGGGCAGGCCAAAGAAAGUGAUUCAACACGAAAGCGAAGAAGAUCAACAAGAGAAAGAAGAGAAGCAUGAAGAACAGGAGGGAGUUCUAGAUGAUCACUUUGAUCCAAAGCCAUUCUUUGAAGACAGUGGCAGCAGCAAAGAUGUGGUUAAUGCCCACAAGCAAGAACAAAACGAAGAAGCUCCAGCUCGCUUUCUUCCAAGAAAAAGGGGGAGGCCUCCCAAAGCCAAAGCAAUAGCAGUAGCUCCAGAGCAGCAAGCCAAGAAGAAAGGAUACAGUCGACGCAAGAGUGAGCCACACAGAGCCGCUGGCUUCGCUGCCAAAUGA